AAUAUGGCGAAAAUGCGUCCGUUGCAACGAAAUUGAAAUUAUAAUUUUUUAACGAUUACAGUUGUUUGCUCAUUGAUUAAACGCCAGUUUCUACAGAUUUAGUUAAGACGAUUUAGAGAAGUUUUCGUAUCUAUCGAAUGGACCAUAACAUGAAAAGAUAGACAGUUUUAUUUCAAAAUCAGCUGAUUUGAAGGUUGUCAUGGAAAAUUUAGUUUAAGAUCCAUCUGUUCAGACAGUUUUUCAGACAGUACGCUGAAUUUGAGUGGGACAAAAACAAAACUAUUUCCAAUGGCUGUAGCCCAGGAGACCAGGCUUCAACACAACUUGAAGAUGGAGCCUGCUAUAGAGAGACCCCAGAGUGCCCUUGCUCGGGGUGUACAGAUAACAGAGUUCAAGGAAGCAUGUAUAAAUCCAGAACCCAUUGUGAUUGAAGAGACAGAUCUGUUAUUAGAACAGUUUCUGUCGCCUCGUAAACUGAGGUUACUGACUGGUGUAGAUAACUUAGAUGAUAUUCGGCAUUUAGAAAUGAAAGUGAAUACCUCGGAUACAAGUCUAGGCAACUUUGGACAGCUGCUGCAGAAUCUUAGUCAACUCAAAGUUUCAAAUAGUACCAUACCUAGAAUCAGAGAUUUAGGUUCAUCAUUGCGAAGUCUACAUGUGUUAUGGGCAUCAAGAUGUUCACUGAGUGAACUUGAUGGUAUUUCCUCAAUGUGUAAUCUACGUGAGGUCUAUUUAUCAUACAAUGAAAUCAGCGAUAUUAGUCCACUGAGCAUGCUCGACCAAAUUGAAAUUUUAGAUUUAGAAGGGAAUAAUUUAGACGAUAUUAUGCAAGUACAAUACCUGGCAAUAUGCAGUAAGCUGACAAAUCUAACACUAGACGGCAAUCCAUUAUGUAUAACACCUUCACCAGAUGAUGAUGCAUCUGUUGAUUAUGACUACCGACAAGCUGUAAAGAAGGCGAUACCUCAUUUGAAGUACUUGGAUGACGAACUACUGAUCGAGGGAGUUGGCUCAUUCCAGAAACAUAAUGUAUUUGAUGCAGAUUGGGCGUACCUCGAGGAACUCACAAAGGAGAUGACUCUGGAAGAUGAUUCUGAUUCUGCAAUAUCUGAUUCUAGUCGACCACCAAGUGGUAAAAGGCCCAGCACUGCAGCUUUAAAACCUAAUGCAGGUUACAGACCAGGCUCAGCCCUACGGCCUUCCUCAGGGUUCAGACCUAUGACUGCAGGAGUCAGGCCAGCAUCCACAGGUGCAAGACCAGCUACAGCCAUAGGGAUGCGUCCAUCAUCUGGGUCAGGUAGACCGUCUUCUGGAGGAAAAGAAGUGCAAGAGACGACUGAUGCAAGUGACCUUACAAUGGGCAAGGUCAUCUGUGGUAACCCAUCAAAAGCUUUGUUGUCAAGGAGACGGCUCAAUCCAGAUGCUUCAGGAGAUUUGGAUAAUCCAGCACCUGAAUUUACAUUUGAACCAAAGUUUCAGCAUAAAGUGGAGCAUACUUAUGAUGUUUUACCAGAGGAAGAGAGAGAUAGAAGUGAAAUUGUUGAGGAGUUGAAGGCAUGGAAACAAGAACAUGAAAAGAGAAUGGUGAAAAUUCGUGAUAGUAAAGCUCCACAGGUGCUACGAAUUGAUCAUGAUGAGGCAGAUGAUGCUGUAAGCCUCUCAGGUGACUCAGAAGUUGAUUCAGAUGAAGAAUUAUCACCAGUGAAAGAUGAAGAGCUGAUACAUAAAGUUAGAGACGAGAAUAGGAUACAAACAGACGACGAAAAUUGUAAAAUACUUCCCUCAGUUUCAUCAUUUGUACCAGUUUCAUCACCUGAGAAUAUUUCAACAAAAAAUACAUUUACAUCUAAAUCAAAAUCCCAUGACAUUGACCACCGUGUAACUUCACCCCAUACAAACAGACAAUCAGGUCUUUCUGAAGAUAACAAUAGUGACUCUUUAUUACAAGCUAGUUCUGCAGAAAAUAAAUUCAGACUAUCUGAUUUGAAAGAAAGGCAUAAAGCAUCUAUUCCACCUCCAAAUCAGAGAGAUAUUGUAAGAAAACAUAUAGACACUCAAAGUCAGGUGCGAGCCCAGAGUCCACUGGGCAGUUUACUCGGACCAAACCCUGUAGUAGGGACAAGGAAUGAUGUACGAAGUUCAAGUGGUCUGCGGAUAAAUUCUACAGGUUUACCUCCACCACCGACAUCUGGAGUUCCCGUCAUUGCAAGAAAUAGGAGGGAAGACCCAGCAAGUCCCUUGAUCAGAAGUGGACCUGCACCCCCGUCAUCUCUACGACCAUCAACGGCACGUGCUGCAUUAGCCAUACCAUCACAACCUAAAAUGCGUCGAUCAUUACCUACUGUACCUAGCUUACCAUCUAAACCCACAGCCCCACCAAAGUGACGACUUUAUCAGAAAAUGGUAGUCUUAUUCUGUGUCAGGCUUGAGAUAUAAGGAAGACAGGGUUAUCCGACUUUCUUGUUGGAACUCUCGGCUCUUUGUGCUAUUUUUUAACAUUGGGUAACUGAAGAUUCAUUAUGAACAAAACAUUCUUAAUGAAAAACUGUAUUCCUGAUAUACAGGUGGCUUAAAAGAAUUAAAAAGUUAAGAAAAGGGCAUCUAUAAAAUGGGGCAAAGAAGUUGGAGCCGCCAGAUCUGUGCUAAACUGUUUCAGAACUAGUAUAAUACAGUAGAACACAGAUUGCUAAAAGCUGUAGGGAGAUCAAGUUAUCAAGGGUUUUUAGUGAUCAAAACAGCCAAUAUAAGGAAAAUGACUGCAUAAUUGCUCGAGUCGGCCCUGGUACUUGAGUCGUCAAUACUCGAGCAAGCAGGGUUUCAAUGUAUGCGAGUGCUUUACAUGCCGCAAGUUUGCCUCCAAUUAUUGCCCAUUGUGAUAUGCUUCUUUAUAUUGUUUGUAAUGUGUUUGCAUUUCGUUUUCUAUCUUAUUACUAGAUUUGCUAUGUGUUCAUUUAUACCUCUAGAAUCAUGAGAAAAAAUUUCACUUGGACAUUUUUACUGCUGUCAAAACAGACAAUAAACCAUAUUUCACAAAGCCAUUCAGACUGCUGCGAUUUUUUUGUGCGUGCUCAAUGUAUUGUCAAAAUUGUUGAAUUAUGGUCACUAUUUUUAUUUUUUUUAAAUAAUUUUUUUACAUUGACUGGAAUUUUAAUAUCCGUAGAGACAUCAAUAUGCCAUUUUUUUCAGCUUCAUUUUAGCUUGACUUUUCGAAGAAAAUAUAGAGCUAUUGCACUCGCCCCGGCGUCGGCGUUGGUUAAAGUUUUUGAUAAAGUCAAAUAUCUCUGUUACUGUCAAAGCUAUUGACUUGAAACUUAAAAAAAGUUAUUUACUAUCAAAGUCUACACCAGGAGAAACAAUCCCCAUAACUCUGGUUUGAAUUUUGACAGAAUAUGCCCCUUUUUAACUUAGAAUUUUUGGUUAAAGUUUUUGAUCAAGUCAAAUAUCUCUGUUACUAUCAAAGCUAUUGACUUGAAACUUAAAAUAAUUUUUUACUAUCAAAGUCUACACCAGGAGAAACAAUCCCCAUAACUCUGAUUUGAAUUUUGACAGAAUUAUGCCCCUUUUUAACUUAGAAUUUUUGGUUAAAGUUUUUGAUCAAGUCAAAUAUUUCUUACUAUCAAAGUUAUUGACUUGAAACUAAAAUACUUAUUUACUAUCAAAGUCUACACCAGGAGAAACAAUCCCCAUAACACUGAAUUGAAUUUUGACAGAAUUAUGCCCCAUUUUAACUUAGAAAUUUUGUUAAAAUUUUUGAUAAAGUCAAAUAUCUCUGUUACUAUUAAAGCUUUUGACUUGAAACUCAUAAUAGUUAUUUACUAUCAAAAUCCACACCAGGAGACACAAUUCCUAUAACUCUGGUUUGAAUUUUUAAAAGAAUUAUGCCCCUUUUUAACUUAGAAUUUUUAGUUAAAGUUUUUGAUAAAGUCAAAUAUCUUUGUUACUAUCAAAGCUUUUGACUUGAAACUUAAAAUACAUAUUUACCAUCAAAGUCUACACCAGGAGAAACAAUCCCCAUAACACUGAUUUGAAUUUUGACAGAAUUAUGCCCAUUUUAACUUAGAUUUUUUUGUUAAAUUUUUUGAUAAAGUCAAAUAUCUCUGUUACUAUUAAAGCUUUUGACUUGAAACUCAUAAUAGUUAUUUACUAUCAAAUCCACACCAGG
Molecule: messenger RNA, 4162 nt
Organism: Mercenaria mercenaria
Lineage: Eukaryota; Metazoa; Mollusca; Bivalvia; Venerida; Veneridae
Exons: 13
Coding region: 289-2385 (698 amino acids)
Molecular function (GO): protein binding
Source: RefSeq, a predicted model, not a curated record